GCCUUUCUUCUUGCAUUUUAGUCUGAAAACUGGAUUCUUAAAGUGGAAACCAGAUUAUGACAGUGCAGCUACUGAAUAUGGGAAGGCAGCUGUUGCCUUUAAGAAUGCCAAGCAGUUUGAUCAAGCAAGGGAAGCCUGUUUACGGGAAGCUGAAGCACAUGAAAACAAUAAAGCUCUCUUCCAUGCUGCCAAAGCUUACGAACAAGCUGGAAUGAUGCUAAAGGAGAUGCAGAGACUCCCUGAAGCGGGUCAGCUGAUCGAGAAAGCCAGUAUGAUGUACCUGGAGAAUGGGACGCCAGAUACAGCAGCAAUUGCACUGGAACGGGCCGGAAAGUUAAUAGAAAAUGUGAGCCCAGAGAAGGCUGUGCAGCUCUACCAGCAAGCAGCGUCAGUGUUUGAAAAUGAAGAACGUUUACGGCAAGCAUUAGAAAUGCUAGGGAAGGCAUCAAGACUUCUAGUCAGAGGACGCAGAUUAGAUGAGGCUGCAUUGUCUCUUCAGAAGGAAAAAAGUAUUUAUAAGGAAAUUGAAAAUUAUCCAACGUGCUAUAAGAAAACUAUUGCUCAAGUCUUAGUUCAUCUUCACAGAAAUGAUUAUGUUGCUGCAGAAAGAUGUGUGAGGGAAAGUUAUAGUAUACCAGGAUUUAAUGGAAGUGAAGACUGUGCAGCACUGGAGCAACUUUUAGAAGGGUAUGACCAGCAAGAUCAGGAUCAAGUUUCUGAAGUGUGUAAUUUGCCACUCUUCAAAUACAUGGACAAUGACUAUGCCAAGCUUGGUCUCACCUUGGUGGUCCCAGGAGGUGGAAUCAAGAAGAAAUCGCCGAACGCUGCACAAGACAAAGCAAGAGGACCAGCUGCUGUGGGGUCUCAUGCUGAUGAAGAGGAGGAUGAAUAUUCUGGUGGACUGUGCUAGCUACAGACAUAGGUUGUCUUAAAUAUCUGACUUAUUUGUGAUGUUGAGCAUAUCCAAAGGUACCAGAUUUACCAGAGCUUCAUUGCAAUUGUGUUAUGGGAAUGCUAAUAUUAACUUGGCAGCUUCUGG
Eurypyga helias (sunbittern) is the source of this 1039-nucleotide messenger RNA. It is a transcript of the gene NAPG, whose product is annotated as N-ethylmaleimide-sensitive factor attachment protein, gamma. The annotation marks the transcript as partial. Gene Ontology annotation, cellular component: SNARE complex; vacuolar membrane. Gene Ontology annotation, biological process: intracellular protein transport. Gene Ontology annotation, molecular function: soluble NSF attachment protein activity; syntaxin binding. The record is from RefSeq and is a predicted model, not a curated record. The transcript is spliced from 11 exons. Lineage: Eukaryota; Metazoa; Chordata; Aves; Eurypygiformes; Eurypygidae.